Molecule: messenger RNA, 1947 nt
Organism: Dovyalis caffra
Lineage: Eukaryota; Viridiplantae; Streptophyta; Magnoliopsida; Malpighiales; Salicaceae
Source: the annotation of a GenBank genome assembly
AUGAACUACGAGAAUUAUGACCCUUCUUUCCCUGACCAACCUGUGGUGGAUCUCUACCUCCCCGUAUGGGCUAACCUCCCGGCCUUCUGGUCCAAGCCAGCCUUCAUUUGGGCUGAAGAUGGCUCGAAUGGUGCAACCAAAAAUUCAGCCAUCACUUAUGCUCAGCUCAAUGAAUCAGUGCAGUCAAUUUCUACCCAGUUACUUCUUCAAUUCCGAAGAGGUGAUACUGUUGUCAUUUUAUGCUCACCUGGGCUCGAGCUUGUUGAGGUCAUCUUUGGGUGCCAAAGAGCUGGCCUUUUGUGCAUCCCUAUGUUCCCACCGGAUCCUUCUUUCAUUAAAGAAAACUAUCACCAUCUUGUUAGAGUUCUGUCCCAGACAAAGCCCAAAGCUGCCAUAGCUCACCAUGACUAUAUUGCCAGAGUUCAACAGUACAUCUCCUUGUCCUCUGACAAUCAUAAGCUUGCAGAAAUGUUGCAAAAGCUCACUUGGAUUUCUACUUCCGAUAUCAAAGAUAAGAAAGUGAGUUCAAAUAUGGUCUCAUUGCCUUAUAAUGGCUGUAGACCAAAUGAAGUUUUCUUAAUUCAAUACACUUCAGGUGCUACAGGGAUUCCAAAACCAGUGCUGGUAACAGCAGGAGCAGCUGCUCACAAUGUGAGAGUAGCCAGGAAAGCCUACGAUCUUCACCCGAACAGUGUUAUUGUCUCUUGGUUGCCUCAGUACCAUGACUGUGGCCUUCAGUUUUUGCUGCUGACUAUCAUAUCUGGUGCAACAAGUGUGCUAACAUCACCUGCUGCAUUUGUGAAUCGCCCUAGGCUAUGGCUUGAGCUGAUUUCAGAAUCCAAAGCUACUUGUACUCCAGUUCCAUCAUUCUCAUUACCACUUGUUGUCAAGCGUGGUGGGGUUGAUAAAGGAACCCAGCCUAUAAGUUUAUGGAGUUUGAAAAACUUAAUCAUCAUCAACGAGCCUAUUUACAGAGCAUCGGUUGACGAAUUUGUCGAAGUGUUUAAGCCUUUUGGGUUAAACCCAUCAUGCAUUUCGCCAUCAUAUGGCCUCGCAGAAAACUGCACCUUUGUCUCAACAGCAUGGAGAGGCAAUUGCGGCAAUAUUGCUAGCUUUCCGCACAUUCCAUCGCACAACAAGCUCUUGCCAUGUGCAAGGCUUGCUUCUCAACAUGAAGAAGUAGAGGACAUGGACAUUAUAGUUGUAAACGAAGACACGCAUGAGCCUGUUGAGGAUGGAAUUGAAGGAGAGAUUUGGGUCUCAUCUCCUAGCAACUGUUCAGGUUUCCUUGACCACCCUUCCUUGACUCGAGAGAUAUUUCAAGCAAGACUAAGGAACAAGGUGAGCCGGUGCUUUGUCCGCACAGGUGACAGAGGAAUCAUCAAAGGAGAAGAAAGGUUUCUCUACGUUACCGGUCGGUGUUCAGAUGUUAUCAAACUUCCAAACAAUGAAGAAAUACACCCUCAUUACAUAGAGACAGCAGCUCAGAAUAGCUGUCAAAAGCUCCUCAGGGGAGGUUGCCUUGCAGCAUUUGAGAUGUCAGGUACUAUAGUUCUUGUUGCAGAGAUGCAAAGAAAUGAAAAAGAUGUUAAGGUAUUGAAACAAAUCUAUGAACGGGUCAAGAAAUUUGUUCUGAAGGAAGAGAAAGUUGAAAUUGGCUUGAUGGUUCUAGUCAAGAGUGGAAGCGUUCCGAAAACAACUUCAGGAAAGAUUCAAAGAUGGGCUGCUAAAGAUAUGCUGAUUAGAGGCAACGUGAGUAGGGUAAUGGAGAUGCAAUUUGGGGAUAACAAUGGAAGAUUAUUCUUGUCAUCGUCAGAGGUAAUAGGUAAGGCAAAUAAAGAGAAAGGACAAGGACGAAUUAGAGUAGUUGCUAAAGGGAAAGAUCAAGAAAUCUCUCUAGCCCUUUCAAGCAAUCCAAAUCGUCCCCAAUUGCUCUCUCUUCUGUGA